Molecule: messenger RNA, 849 nt
Organism: Portunus trituberculatus (swimming crab)
Lineage: Eukaryota; Metazoa; Arthropoda; Malacostraca; Decapoda; Portunidae
Product: protein SREK1IP1-like
Exons: 6
Coding region: 330-755 (141 amino acids)
Molecular function (GO): zinc ion binding; nucleic acid binding
Source: RefSeq, a predicted model, not a curated record
UUAUCUCAGGCUUUUCUCACCUUCUUCACCUCUCCACCUCCACACCCACGCCUUCCCUUGCCACCAGUACCUCUUCACGCCCAGACAGCUGUGGUGAGGCGCGAUGCUAGGAGCUUGACGCCUUGUUCCUUAACUAACAUUGAGCACCGAGCAGAGAGCAGUGACGCUGACGACACACACACAAGUCUUCCCAGCACAUUCGAGAAACUCAGGAGUGGCAACACAACACAUGACAGUACUGGAAAAUGCUGCCUAUCCAGAACCAGGCUGUGUGUGAAGAAAGAGUGAAUCCAGCAUGACUUGGUGCUUAAGGUGUCACAUGAUUGGUGAUGGAAGACCGUCCUCUGGCUCGCAUUGGUCCCACUGGUGGGGGAGAUGUGAGAGCUGCCUGCAAGAAGUGUGGUUAUCCCGGCCACUUGACAUACCAGUGCAGAAACUUUGUCAAAGUGGACCCAAAGAAGGAUGUUGUGCUUGAUGUGUCCUCAACAUCGUCCGAAGAAAGUGACCAUGACACUCCUCUCACUCAACUACAGACACAGGAACUAAUGCAAGAGGCCCAAAGGAAUCAGAACUUGAAAAAAGAAAAGAAAAAGAAGAAAAAGAAGGAGAGAGAAAAAUCUGAAAGUAGAAGUAGGAAAAGAACUCCAGAAAGAAGGAAAAGAUCUCAGUCUUCAAGUGAUGAGGACAGAAGAAAGAAACACACAAAAAAACAUAAAAAGGAAAAGAAAAAGAAAAGGAGCCAAUCAAGAGAUUAAGAAAAUCUAUUCAUACUGAAAUUUCCAAUGUUUUACAAAAAUAAGCUUGUUUAAAUGUAAGAGGAAACAAUAAAGGGAUAUGAUUGAUAGAAAA